GUCAGUCAUUAGAGUUACAAGAUGGAGCUCAGUCCACUCCCUGUGAUGCUCUUGCUGAUUUCACUUACACCAGUGCCUACUGCUCGAGGGAAUCCUAAAGCUGUGGUGUCCAUAAAGCCUGAUACACAUGUGUACAGAGGAGAGAGAGGAGUUACCCUCAGAUGUGACAUACAGGGAGGAGGAGACAUUGAGUGGACAUUCAGCUGGUACAAGAAUAAUAACAGACUCUCUACAGAUGCAGAUGAUAAAGACAGCACAAUGCAGGAGUUCAGUAUCAGGUUUGUUAUUGACUCUGACAGUGGUGACUACACCUGCAGAGGACAGAGAAGUGACUCUCAGAGCUCAGAAAUCAGUGAUGCUGUUCCACUGAUUGUAUCAGAGAGACCACGACCAGUGCUGAGUGUAUCUCGACAGAGCUGGCUGACUGAAGGAGACUUAGUGACUUUAAGCUGUGAGAUUGCAAACUCCUCUGCAAAUUGGACAUUCAAAUGGAACUUAGUUUAUCCUUACAGAGAAAUAAAAGACAGUCAGGGCUACAUCAUGACUGGAGACUCCUACACUCUCAGUCCUGCUGCUCUUAAUCACACAGGAAUUUAUAGGUGUAGAGCGGAGAGGGGAGAACUUUUUCGCACAUAUGACAGCGAUCGACAGCCACUGUGGAUCACUGGUGAAUCUCCUCCAGUCUCUUUGAUCGUCAAUCCCAGCAGAACUCAACACUUUACAAUAGACUCUGUCUCACUGAGCUGUGAGGACCAGAGUAGUUCUACUGGUUGGACAGUGAGACGAUAUACACACAGUGAGGGAGUGUCGUUUUGGGACAUAUUUACGUCUACAUCAGAUUGUUCAUGGUGGGGAUCAUUUACACGAUCUACAUGUAAAUUCAGCUCCCUGUCCAGGUCCUACACUGGAGUUUACUGGUGCAACUCUCAAUCUGGAGAAAACAGUAAUCCUGUCAACAUCACAGUGCAUGAUGGUGAUGUGAUCCUGGACAGUCCUGUCUAUCCUGUGACUGAGGGACAUCCUCUGAGUCUACGCUGUUUAUAUCGAUACCCAAAUUCCUCAAACCGCCAAGCUGAUUUCUAUAAAGAUGGAUCAGUUCUCCAGACACAGACUACAGGAGAGAUGAUCAUCCAGAAGGUCUCAAAGUCAGAUGAAGGUUUCUACCACUGUAAACACCCAGAGAAAGGAGAGUCGCCAAAAAGCUGGGUCUCAGUCAGACGUCCAUCACGUGUAGAAGCUCCAUUCUCAGUGCUCAUGCUGAUCUGUAGUGUAGUGACGGCCUCUCCAUAUCUGCUGGCGACCAUCAUUCUGCUGGUCAAAUGUUACAGAGCUCGAGCUCAAACUGAUGAAGACAGAGUUGAGAAUGCAGUCAGAGAGGAGUGAGCAAAGUUCAUAGGAUGCAUGAAAAAAGAGGAUGCAUUUACUGUAGAAAUUAUUUCAGAAUUCCUUCCUUUUGUUCAACAAUAUGGAUUUUAAAUAAGUGAUUUUUUUAUUUUAUUUAUCUUGUUGCUUGUAGCUCUGUAUAUUGUUUUUCUGACUGGAUUUAUUUAGCUAAAGCCUGAAAUCCUCCUCACGAGGUGAAAGUUUACAUGUGGCUAAUCCCUAAUAAUGCCUACAUGUUACUAAUGCAAACUCCUGAGUAAAAACUAACAGAUAAAAUAUUCUAUUCAACAAAAAAAAAAGUGAAGAAAAGAUUUGGUCCGUGGAAAGUUUUGGAGAUUUAGCUAUGCUUCUGUAAAAUAAGUAAAUAAAUAAUAAAAAUAAUAAAACCCUUUACAUAAACUAACAUCUGAAGUAUGAUAAAUAUGUAUGCUACUGGAGAGAGUUUAAUCCCAGUGUGGUGACUUGCAUAUUAAAACCACAAACCAGUUCAUGUUAUAUUAAUAACAAAUAUUUUGGUGUACAUUGUUGAGAGCAGCCUUGAAAUGUGUAUUUCAUAUAGUGGUGCUUGAAAGUUU
This is a messenger RNA of Neoarius graeffei (lesser salmon catfish), 1958 nucleotides long. Its product is annotated as B-cell receptor CD22-like. The record is from RefSeq and is a predicted model, not a curated record. NCBI's taxonomy places the organism in Eukaryota, Metazoa, Chordata, Actinopteri, Siluriformes, Ariidae. Gene Ontology annotation, molecular function: transmembrane signaling receptor activity. Bases 22 to 1383 code for a protein of 453 amino acids. The transcript is spliced from 8 exons. Gene Ontology annotation, biological process: cell surface receptor signaling pathway.